Leguminivora glycinivorella is the source of this 720-nucleotide messenger RNA. RefSeq lists its product as uncharacterized. NCBI's taxonomy places the organism in Eukaryota, Metazoa, Arthropoda, Insecta, Lepidoptera, Tortricidae. The record is from RefSeq and is a predicted model, not a curated record. The transcript has 2 exons. Bases 313 to 516 code for a protein of 67 amino acids.
GUGAAAUCAUUAACUGCGUGGCCAGUAUCGACAAUGAAAUCAUAAAUUGUAACUUUAUAACGUUUUAAUAAUCGAUGAAGUUACACGAGGUAUUUAAGAGUGAGAAAUAUAUUAAAGAAGAAAAAACAUUGGUAAAUCAGAUGAAAAGAGCAGCAAGCAUUAUUAGCUACGUUUGAUUCAUUGAACUAAGUAGUAGCUAUUUUUUAGAAAAAGGGACCGAACAAAUCUUAAAACAGUAUCUUUGAAGAACUCUGUUGUUUAAAUAAUGGAAUCUGCUCUAAAAAUAUAUCGAUCAAAUAAAUUAGUGGUGAAAUGCUCAAGGGCUGUAAAGAAAAAAACCACUCAAUAGCAGGCGUGCUGGUCCGGGUCUGCAACUACAACCAGAAAGGCCAGAACGGGAGGCCCAUCGUCACAGAGCUGGACGACUUCUCACCGCUGAACGUGACCUGCACCGACGGGUGCCCUGGCGGCGGCUCGUUGACCUAUACGCAGUACUGUCACUACACAAAGAAAUAACUCUUCGUUUUAUUUGUUACCUAUUUUUACAGCUAGUUUACUUACUUGUAUUUAGAGAGAGAAAGAGAGAUUUUACAAAUUAAUGUGAAUUAAACUUUGUUUUGUGUAUGCAGUGUACUUUAAAAUAGAUAAAAAGUUAGCACCAGAGAGUAUUCUUUUAAGUGAUACAUUAAUUGUUAAAACUGUAAUUAAAUGUAUCACCUU